Messenger RNA from Rhododendron vialii, 1492 nucleotides. Its product is annotated as general transcription and DNA repair factor IIH subunit TFB5-like. Gene Ontology annotation, cellular component: transcription factor TFIIH core complex; transcription factor TFIIH holo complex. The record is from RefSeq and is a predicted model, not a curated record. The transcript is spliced from 3 exons. Gene Ontology annotation, biological process: transcription initiation at RNA polymerase II promoter; transcription by RNA polymerase II; nucleotide-excision repair, preincision complex assembly. Bases 1116 to 1328 code for a protein of 70 amino acids. NCBI's taxonomy places the organism in Eukaryota, Viridiplantae, Streptophyta, Magnoliopsida, Ericales, Ericaceae.
UGUGCUGUACACUGCCAACAACGUUUUCUGGGUUUGGUAUAAUUACAAAGUGAAGUGAAUUUUUUCGAAUCAGUUGAUAGAAGUUACCAUGGGUUGUUGUUAGUCAAACUAAUCUGCAGAUUAGAACAUAAUGUGGUGUAAUUUUGAUAAUAACUGAUUUCAGCAGUGCUCAAUCCAUAUUCAUACCGAUCUGUUUCAUAUAACUAUGAUUCUAUUGUCAUUUUUUUUUUUUUGAGUUCAGUGAUGAAAUAGAAGAUCAACAAUUUAUGUUGUUUUCAUAUUUAGGGGUGGUUGUGUUUGGUUGGGGGUUUAGUUUUGGUAGUGGGUGGAGAGAGAAAUAGAAUAAUGAUUGAAGAUAAAUGUAAUGAUUGGAGAGAGAUAGAGAGAGAUGAGAAAGUAAUAAUUGAAAAAAUAGGGUAAUGAUUGGAGAAAGAAAUAGGAUAAUGAUUGAAAACAAAACUAAAAGUAAAACUAAACCGUUAACCGAACAAAGCGGCUCUGUCUAUCUACCCCUGCAAUGCCAGUGCUUCACAGACCUAGAGGUAGAGUUCUGUAAUGCAAGAUUUUGCAAAUGGUUUAGGGAGUGUCCGGAAUUUAGAAUCGAUCGGCUUCUUGGUUGUUAAGGAUUGCCCCCCUUUAACCUCCAGGGUUGGCUCAAUGGUAGUCACCUCUCAAUUAAGGGAGCUCAAAAAGCCUUUGAUUUCGGGUUCGACUCGCCCUUGUGCUAUUGUUGGAGCUCUUGACUAAGGAUUGAUUGGAUGUGAAAAGUAGUGGCUAAUCAUAUAAGCAUACAUGAUAACUUUAGGGAUAAAAAUCUAAUUUUACUGUUCUUAUUUUGAAACCUUUUGUGGAAGAACUUGUAACAUGGAUACCUUUGUGUCUAGUGAUGAAUAAUUAGGUUUUGUAUUAUCUUAUUGUGCUUGAUUGUGAUUUUUAUUUUCUAGGUAAUGUUUGAUUAGUGCCCCCACUAUUCGAAAUUCCUGGAUCCGUCAGCGCUAUUGAGCUUUCUCUGAUCAUAAUUGCGGUCUCCGCUAGUGAAUGGUGGAAUUGGUGGCCCGCUUUAGUCAGUCCAAUGGGCCAGAUACAGAGUCACAUUCCUAAGUUGCUUCGGCAUCAUGGUUAAUGCUAUCAAAGGACUGCUCAUUUCAUGUGACAUACCAAUGGCGCAAUUCAUCAUCAACUUAGACAACUCCCUGCCCCCAUCACAGAAGUUCAUUAUCCACAACUUGGAUAGUACUCACCUUUUUGUACAACCCCAUGUGAGUGAAAUGAUAAGAAGUGCCAUUGCAGAGUUCAGAGAUCAAAUUUCGUACGAAAAGCCCGCCUGAUUGAUCCUUUAAUACAAGAAUAACCUUAUUCAUAUGCACCAUAUACAUGAUCGAAAAGCCUUUGUCUACGUUUUUGACAUAUGCAUUACUUGGCCUCUUCCAUUUUGUUGUAUGACUCAACCAUUACACUUCUUUUUAUAUGAGCAACUCCAUGUAGUUAGAAA